AUGGCAAGAGGAGCUGUGAUGGUCAGAGUCAAGCUCCCUCAAAAGAGCAUACAGCCUUGUCCGAAUAGUCAGCAUGACAGGCUGUACUUGAAGCCUUACCAAUUCAAGUUCCGAUCCACAAUUGUUCAAGUUUUCUACGUUUUCCGAUUUCAACUUCUUCCAAUGUCAACUAUUAAUGACAAUGCGCCAUCGACUGAGAACGUCGCCACUGUUCCAGGCGCCGCGGUUUUAGAAACUGUCAGCGGUGCCGGAUUGCGCCGCAGCAACCACAGGGUUGGCAGCCAGCGUGGAGGUCAUGACUACGGCGGAAGUCACGAUGCAGAGUGCUACGAUCACAGUGAUCGCAAUGGCAAUGGCCGCCGCAGCGGCAAGUAGUGAAUUUCAGGUGUUAGCGCCAUAAAGCGGGCCCGCGUGCCCUGCUCUUUCUUCCAGGCCCGCGUGCCGUUUCAAUUCUUUAAGGACCAACGCUGGUCAGCGCAGCAUGCGCAGGAGUAACCUUUUCUGGUCGCGAUGAAGUUGCCAGCGAGCAUCGAGUUGGGCACCCGCGAGUGCAAUUGAGGUGCCCGCGUGCGCAGGCGCCCGUGCGUGCAGAUGUGAGCAUCGUCGAUUGCCUUCUUUAUUCGCGGUGUCUUCUGCUCCCGCUUUUCUUCUAUCGCCUUUUCUUGUCUUGAGUUCGUGAACAGAUCGUCGUACGGGUUCACUCUGUGGCAGCAUUUGCCGUACUCUUGGGACAAUUUGCGUCUAGUCAAGCAGUCCAUUAAGUCGCCUUGGCAGUCGGCCGGCUGGGGGGACCCAUUUUUUGC
Messenger RNA from Volvox carteri f. nagariensis, 803 nucleotides. RefSeq lists its product as uncharacterized. The transcript is spliced from 5 exons. NCBI's taxonomy places the organism in Eukaryota, Viridiplantae, Chlorophyta, Chlorophyceae, Chlamydomonadales, Volvocaceae. Bases 1 to 375 code for a protein of 124 amino acids. The record is from RefSeq and is a predicted model, not a curated record.